Messenger RNA from Choloepus didactylus (southern two-toed sloth), 2370 nucleotides. It is a transcript of the gene RAD1, whose product is annotated as RAD1 checkpoint DNA exonuclease. Lineage: Eukaryota; Metazoa; Chordata; Mammalia; Pilosa; Megalonychidae. Gene Ontology annotation, biological process: DNA repair; DNA damage checkpoint signaling. The coding region runs from base 541 to 1389 and encodes 282 amino acids. Gene Ontology annotation, molecular function: 3'-5' exonuclease activity. The record is from RefSeq and is a predicted model, not a curated record. The transcript has 6 exons. Gene Ontology annotation, cellular component: checkpoint clamp complex; nucleus.
AAGGCGCGUGAGGCCGCGGCAAGUUCAACCCGAGGAUAGGUCCUUCUACCUUGCAAACAGGGCCUGGGAUACGAUCUCUCUCUUCUUCCUCCGCCUCCUCUGCCACGUCUCGUAGCUUAGCCGGCGACCCGGCAUCUUUUUCGUUUCUUUUUGGCUUCUUGGCCUGGAUCGCCAGGCCUCCACGCCGUUUUCUCUUGGCCACCGCCAUCUUGCCUAACAGUCGUUGCUCUUUGUCUUCCUUCCGGUUCUGUCGCGCUCUCCUUUUUCGAUCUCUAUGGUAAUGUAGUGACUCAUUCCUGUCUCUGUGGUACCUUCGUCUCGACUCUCUAGCCCUCCUCCGGCUCUGUGGUGACGGUGGCCGAGGCGGCGUGUAGGAUUGGAGAGAGAAGGGAGAGGGACUCCACUUCGUCCCCGUUUUCCCGGGAAUUGGCGAUCGCUUCCCUGUGAACUGGCCGAGGGGAGUCCUCUGGCCAGACCUCUGCGCAAAGGAGCAGGCCUUGGCCCCAGAAGCUUCCCUUGUCGCUGAAUAUGCAGUGAAAGAUGCCGCUCCUAACCCAACAGAUCCAAGCUGAGAAUGAAAAGUACAGCUUAGUGGCCAGCCUUGACAACGUUAGGAAUCUCUCCAAUAUCUUGAAAGCCAUUCAUUUUCGAGAACAUGCCACAUGUUUUGCUACAAAAAAUGGAAUCAAGGUCACAGUGGAAAAUGCAAAGUGUGUACAAGCAAAUGCUUUCAUUCAGGCUGGAAUAUUUCAAGAGUUUACAGUUCAGGAAGAGUCUAUUACAUUUCGAAUUAAUUUAACUGUCCUUUUAGACUGUUUAUCUAUUUUUGGAUCAAGUCCUAUGCCAGGGAAUUUAACUGCACUUCGGAUGUGUUACCAAGGUUAUGGUUACCCUUUAAUGCUAUUUCUAGAAGAAGGAGGAGUGGUGACAGUUUGUAAAAUCAAUACUCAGGAGCCUGAGGAGACUCUGGAUUUUGAUUUCUGCAGCACCAAUGUGAUUAAUAAAAUUAUUCUGCAGUCAGAGGGACUGCGUGAGGCAUUUUCUGAACUGGAUAUGACGAGUGAGGUCCUGCAGAUCACCAUGUCUCCUGACAAGCCUUAUUUCAGGUUAUCUACUUUUGGAAACGCAGGAAGCUCCCACCUUGACUAUCCCAAAGAUUCUGAUUUGAUGGAAGCAUUUCAUUGUAAUCAGACCCAGGUCAACAGCUACAAGAUUUCCUUACUGAAACCAUCUACAAAAGCAUUAGUCCUAUCUUGCAAGGUGUCUAUUCGAACUGAUAACCGAGGAUUCCUCUCAUUACAGUAUAUGAUUAAAAAUGAAGAUGGACAAAUAUGUUUUGUGGAAUAUUACUGCUGCCCUGAUGAAAUUGUUCCUGAAUCUGAGUCUUAAUUAUGACAACUGACUGCGAUUUUUAUGUAGCCAUUCAUGAUAGGUUAUGUUCUCAUUCUGGGUACAGGACCCUUACGAUUUCUUUCUGGAUUUUCUAUAGGGGAGAAACUAAGAGGAGAUAGGAGCAAGUUCUCUGUGCCCUAAUAGUUGCUAGGUAUUUUGUAAAGAAGUGUUUCUAUGUAGUCAUGCAUCAUCCUGUAUUAUACUAUGCUAUGGUUCUGUUUCUUGAACUCAUGGGAAUCAUUACGAGCCAAGAUGAAUAAAUUAUGUGUUCUGCUCUUAGUAGGACAUUUCAGGAGCCUAAAGAUUUAAAGUUUGAUGAAGGUAUAUUGGAGAUGUUCUUUUAUUUAUUUACCAUUAGGAAAAACAAAGGCAUAUGGGCAUUGCUUGGUAUGAAUUCUGGAGAAUAUAUCUUAAAGCAGUGGUUCACAAAGUGUGGUGCCCAGAUGGGCAGCAUUGGCAUCAUCUGGGAACUUGUCAGAAACUCUGGGGGUGGGAUCCAGCAAUCUUUAUUUUAACAAGCCUCCCCCCAGAAGAUUCUGAUGCAUGCUGAAGUUUAAGCACCACUGUUUUAAAGGGUCCUAAUUUUUUUAAAAUUGCAUUUAAUUGCAUUGAAGGGCUUGUUUUACAUGUGAUUUAUUCACAGCCAUAAUUUGAAAUACUCUGAAGUUUAGGCAUCACCAAACAAGUCUGAACAAUUCUUUAUAUAUUUUUAAAGUAUGCCUUUUGAAAAAAUCUAUGAAUGGGUAUAUAACAGUCUUCAGAGUUAUGGAUUUUCUUGUCAAACUGUUCAAUGUGUUAGUACUGCAGUAAGUACUUAUAAGAUACCUUCUAUUGCCUAUGAGAGUUUCCUGACUAAACCAAGGAAUAGAAAAUCAAAAUCACUUAAGAGAUUUUGUACUUUUCUAAAUAGUUUUCACUGAAAUAAUUUUUGUGCCAUGUAGAUAUUUUUGUAUUUAAUAAAAUAUAUUGUUAAAAUUA